Hermetia illucens (black soldier fly) is the source of this 5727-nucleotide messenger RNA. RefSeq names its product mucin-3A-like. The record is from RefSeq and is a predicted model, not a curated record. NCBI's taxonomy places the organism in Eukaryota, Metazoa, Arthropoda, Insecta, Diptera, Stratiomyidae. The annotation marks the transcript as partial. The transcript has a single exon.
AUGAAAACUGCUUUUGCUCCGAUACCUACCGACUCCUGCAUUGUAUCCAUCAAAUAUGCGAACGUUGUUGGCUCAAAAAUUCCCCCAACAAAUUAUUCAACUUACCAAAUAUCUGAAGUUAAAUCGAUAACCGAGAAACGAACGUCUUUCCAGAAAUCGAUUGAGUUCAAGUCUUGGACCACAUUAGCUACUCAGUAUAUUGUUCCAGAUACUAUUUACCUUUACUUCUUGCAAUUAGUCUAUGCCUCCAACUCCCUCAGGAAUAUAAGAACUAUGUCGCCAUGUCCGAUUAGUCAAAUGAAUUUUAGCAUAAUCUCCAUUCAGUUGUCUACCGCAUCUCACUCGAUACUCCUCUCGGCAACGACGGAGUCGAUUCCAAAGUCAGUUCAGAGUUCGAUUACCAUCAUAAGUGCCCCACUUUCGUGCAACACUCCACUAACGUCGUUAAAAGAGCAUCCCUGCGGAACAUCACCCUCACAAUCGAAUUGGACGAGUCAUGUAUUUAAAGUAAACAAAAGCACAUCAAAUUCCCCGGUACAUUCCAUUCAACCACAAAGUUCUGUAUACGAGUAUGUUAUUACCCAACAUGCAAUAACAAUAUUUUUCACUCAACUCCAGAUCGCGGCAUAUUCUGGAUUUUUUUCGGAAAGAGGUGUGGCGGGUUAUACUACAGACCUUUGGCGCAUUCCUUUUGACAGUUAUCUCAAAAGUCAAAUAACACUUAGGACGUCGAGCGAAAACUUUAUUAGUCUGACAAAAGGAUUUUAUCCUGAUCUACAUCCAGGUCUUUCCAUUUUCAUAUUUACUGAAAAGAAACGGUCCUUGCAAAGCAUUAACACUGAUUUCAGUAUUACGUACAAGGAAUAUGCAAGCAUUGUUCGCACGAUAACACAUCUCAAAAGCAAUUCAUCUUGCAGAACGGGGGAGCCCAAGUACCUAACAGAAGGGAUAUGCACUUCGCCGCAAUCAACUGAACCUCUGCCGUGCAACACAAUGGCAGACCAACAGUUUAUCUCCAACUCCCAUUCUACUUCCUCCUUCAGCUCUUCCAUUUUUAUCACCAGCAUAUCAACACUGGCGAUUAGCCGAGUAAGUUUCAGUAUAAUUCCGAUGCAAAUUUUAUCUUCGGCCGUAUGCUACAAUCCAUUACUCUCCUCUCCAACAGAUAUGAAUUCCAAGAUCGAACGAAGUUCGAUUUUCAUCAUAAGUGCUAUCUUUCCAAGCCAAAUGUCACCAAUGCACUCAACAAAAUAUUUACGAAAGACAUGGGGUUUGCAUUCGAUUUAUACGAAUUCCACAUAUCAUACAAAAAAAAUCAUAUCAUUUUUAAAGGUGUACCAAACUCAAAUACAAACUUCGGCUUAUACACACCUGACAGUCGAGCAGCUUAGGGGAUCAUCUUCGACACCCUCCCUGAAUGCAGUGUACUCUGCACUAUAUUCGGUGAGUUGGUUGUUGGAAUAUGGAACAGAGUUUGCAUAUAUUCGUUCUAUGAGCUGUGGUACCGGUCAAGAAGUCGCUUUUGAAAACUCUACACAAGCAGUUUAUGCUUAUUAUUACCCAAGUGAUUCUAUUCAUAAAUAUACUCGGGAGAAAAUAACUUCGUGGUGGACUAACAGUUCUUCGUGGAUUAAGUCCAUUGAAUCCACCGGAAGCAGUUGUUCGGGAUUAUCCUUCCCCAUUCUCAAAAGUACUCAAAUGAAAAUUGAUUUUGUUUCGAUAUCUACCGACUCCUGCAUUGUAUCCAUCAAAUAUGCGAACGUUGUUGCCUCAAAAAUUCGCCCAACAAAUUAUUCAACUUACCAAAUAUCUGAAGUUAAAUCGAUAACCGAGAAACGAACGUCUUUCCAGAAAUCGAUUGAGUUCAAGUCUUGGAGCAUAUCAACUACCCAGUAUAUUGCUCCAGAUACUAUUUACCUUUAUUUCUUGCAAUUAGUCUAUGCCUCCAACUCCCUCAGCAACAUAAGAACCAUGUCGCCAUGUGCGAUUAGUCAAAUGAAUUUUAGCAUAAUCUCCAUUCAGUUGUCUACCGCAUCUCACUCGAUACUCCUCUCGACAACGACGGAGUCGAUUCCAAAGUCAGUUCAGAGUUCGAUUACCAUUUUAAGUGCCCCACUUUCGUGCAACCCUCCACUAUCGUCGUCAAAAGAGCAUCCCUGCGGAACAUCACCCUCACAAUCGAAUUGGACGAGUCCUGUAUGUAACGUAAACAAAAGCACAUUAAAUUCCCCGGUACAUUCCAUUCAACCACAACCUUCUGUAUACGAGUAUCUAAUUACCCAACAUGCAAUAGGAAUAUCUUUCACUCAACUCCAGAUCGCGGCAUAUUCUGGAUUCUUUUCGGUGAGAGGUGUGGCGGGUUAUACUACAGACCUUUGGCGCAUUCCUUUUGACAGUUAUCUCAAAAGUCAAAUAACACUUAGAACGUCGAGCCAAAACUUUAUAAGUCUGACAAACGGAUUUUAUCCUGGGCUACAACCAGGUUUUUCCAUUUUCAUAUUUACUGAAAAGAAACGGUCCUUGGAAAGCAUUAACACUGAUUUCAGUACUAUGCACAAGGAAUAUGCAAGCAUUGUUCGCACGAUAACAUAUCUCAAAAGCAAUUCAUCUUGCAGAACGUUGGAGCGCAAGUACCUAACAGAAGGGAUAUGCACUUCGCCGCAAUCAACUGAACCUCUGCCGUGCAACACAAUGGCAAAUCAACAGUUUAUCUCCAACUCCCAUUCUACUUCCUCCUUCAGCUCUUCCGUUUGUAUCACCAGCAUAUCAACACUGGUGAUUAGCCGAAUAAGUUUCAGUAUAAUUCAGAUGCAAAUUUUAUCUUCGACCGUAUGCUACAAUCCAUUACUCUCCUCUCCAACAGAUAUGAAUUCCAAGAUCGAACGAAGUUCGAUUUUCAUCAUAAGUGCUAUCUUUCCAAGCCAAAUGUCACCAAUGCACUCAACAAAAUAUUUACGAAAGACAUGGGGUUUGCAUUCGAUUUAUACGAAUUCCACAUAUCAUACAAAAAAAAUCAUAUCAUUUUUAAAGGUGUACCAAACUCAAAUACAAACUUCGGCCUAUACACACCUGACACUCGAGCAGCUUAGGGGAUCAUCUUCAACGCCCUGCUUGUAUGCACCAUAUUCGGUGAGUUGGUUGGUGGAAUAUGGAACAGAGUUUCCAUAUAUUCGUUCUAUGAGCUGUGGUACCGGUCAAGAAGUUGCCUUUGAAAACUCUACACAAGCAGUUUAUGCUUAUUAUUAUCCAAGUGAUUCCAUUCAUAAAUAUACUCGGGAGAAAAUAACUUCGUGGUGGACCAAUACUUCUUCGUGGAUUAAGUCCAUUGAAUCCACCGGAAGCAGUUGUUCGGGAUUAUCCUUCCCCAUUUUCAAAAGUACUCAAAUGAAAAUUGAUUUUGUUUCGAUAUCUACCGACUCCUGCAUUGUAUCCAUCAAAUAUGCGAACGUUGUUGGCUCAAAAGUUCCCCCAACAAAUUAUUCAACUUACCAAAUAUCUGAAGUUAAAUCGAUAACCGAGAAACGAACGUCUUUCCAGAAAUCGAUUGAGUUCAAGUCUUGGACCACAUUAGCUACUCAGUAUAUUGUUCCAGAUACUAUUUACCUUUACUUUUUGCAAUUAGUCUAUGCCUCUAACUCCCUCAGCAACAUAAGAACCAUUUCGCCAUGUCCGAUUAGUCAAAUGAAUUUUAGUAUAAUCUCCAUUCAGUUCUCUACCGCAUCUCACUCGAUACUCCUCUCGACAACGUCGGAGUCGAUUCCAAAGUCAGUUCAGAGUUCGAUUACCAUCAUAAGUGCCCCACUUUCGUGCAACACUCCACUAACGCCGUUAAAAGAGCAUCCCUGCGGAACAUCACCCUCACAAUCGAAUUGGACGAGUCCUGUAUGUAAAGUAAACAAAAGCACAUUAAAUUCCCCGGUACAUUCCAUUCAACCACAAACUUCUGUAUACGAGUAUCUAAUUACCCAACAUGCAAUAACAAUAUCUUUCACUCAACUCCUGAUCGCGGCAUAUUCUGGAUUCUCUUCGGAGAGAAGUGUGGCGGGUUAUACUAUAGACCUUUGGCGCAUUCCUUUUGACAGUUAUUUCAAAAGUCAAAUAGCACUUAGGACGUCGAGCGAAAACUUUAUAAGUCUGACAAACGGAUUUUAUCCUGAUCUACAUCCAGGUUUUUCCAUUUUCAUGUUUACUGAAAAGAAACGGUCCUUGGAAAGCAUUAACACUGAUUUCAGUGUUACGUACAAGGAAUAUGCAAGCAUUGUUCGCACGAUAACACAUCCCAAAAGCAAUUCAUCUUGCAGAACGGGGGAGCCCAAGAACCUAACAGAAGGCAUAUGCACUUCGCCGCAAUCAACUGAACCUCUGCCGUGCAACACAAUGGCAGACCAACAGUUUAUCUCCAACUCCCAUUGUACUUCCUCCUUCAGCUCUUCCGUUUGUAUCACCGGCAUAUCAACACUGGUGAUUAGCCGAAUAAGUUUCAGUAUAAUUCCGAUGCAAAUUUUAUCUUCGGCCGUAUGCUACAAUCCAUUACUCUCCUCUCCAACAGAUAUGAAUUCCAAGAUCGAACGAAGUUCGAUUUUCAUCAUAAGUGCUAUCUUUCCAAGCCAAAUGUCACCAAUGCACUCAACAAAAUAUUUACGAAAGACAUGGGGUUUGCAUUCGAUUUAUACGAAUUCCACAUAUCAUACAGGAAAAAUCCUUUCAUUUUUAAAGGUGUACCAAACUCAAACACAAACUUCGGCUUAUACACACCUGACAAUCGAGCAGCUUAGGGGAUCAUCUUCAACACCCUCCCGGAAUGCAGUGUACUCUGCACUAUAUUCGGUGAGUUGGUUGGUGGAAUAUGGAACAGAGUUUGCAUAUAUUCGUUCUAUGAGUUGUAGUACCGGUCAAGAAGUCGCCUUUGAAAACUCUACACGAGCAAUUUAUGCUUAUUAUUACCCAAGUGAUUCUAUUCAUAAAUAUACUCGGGAGAAAAUAACUUGGUGGUGGACUAAUAGUUCUUCGUGGAUUAAGUCCAUUGAAUCCACCGGAAGCAGUUGUUCGGAAUUAUCCUUCACCAUCUUCAAAAGUACUCAAAUGAAAAUUUAUUCUGCUCCGAUAUCUACCGACUCCUGCAUUGUAUCCAUCAAAUAUGCGAACGUUGUUGGCUCAAAUAUUCCCCCAACAAAUUAUUCAACUUACCAAAUAUCCGAAGUUAAAUGGAUAACCGAGAAACGAACGUCUUUCCAGAAAUCUAUUGAGUUCAAGUCUUGGAGCACAUUAACUACUCAUUAUAUUGUUUCAGAUACUAUUUACCUUUACUUCUUGCAAUUAGUCUAUGCCUCCAACUUCCUCAGCAACAUAAGAACCAUGUCGCUAUGUCCGAUUAGUCAAAUGAAUUUUAGUAUAAUCUCCAUUCAGUUGUCUACCGCAUCUCACUCGAUACUCCUCUCGACAACGACGGAGUCGAUUCCAAAGUCAGUUCAGAGUUCGAUUACCAUUUUAAGUGCCCCACUUUCGUGCAAGACUCCACUAUCGUCGUCAGAGGAGUAUCCCUGCGGAACAUCACCCUCACAAUCGAAUUGGACGAGUCCUGUAUGUAAAGUAAUCAAAAGCACAUUAAAUUCCCCGGUACAUUCCGCUCAAUCACAAACUUCUGUAUACGAGUAUCUAAUUACCCAACAUGCAAUAGGAAUAUCUUUCACUCAACUCCAGAUCGCGGCAUAUUCUGGAUUCUUUUCG